AUGACUACUUCGCAUUACGCAGUUGAAACUACCAAUCUCACCUAUGUUUUUGGCAAUAAGAGACGUGGAGUGGAAGAUAUAACUUUGAAAAUUCCGUGGGGCACAGCAAACCUUUUGGUGGGACCUAAUGGAGCAGGCAAGUCGACACUCUUGAAGAUAUUAGCCGGGAAAACUUUGAUAAAGGAAGGGAGUCUAAAGCUCGGUGGGUUUGAUCCUUUCGAAUUCUCCCCAACUAGACACGAGCAGCACAAUUCUGAUAUAAACAAUUACAUUUCUUACUUAGGAACUGAAUGGGCCAACAACGAGGUUGUCAAGAGAGACAUUCCAGUGAAACUCCUCAUUUCUUCCAUUGGUGGAGAAACGUACUCUGAGAGAAGAGAUGAGUUAAUACGAAUCAUGGAUUUGGAUCCUGAUUGGUCCAUGGCCUACAUUUCGGACGGUGAGCGCAGAAGAGUGCAAUUAGUGAUGGGACUACUUAAGCCCUGGAAAUUGUUACUUUUAGAUGAAGUCACUGUCGACUUAGAUGUCAUUGUCAGACUGAAUCUUUUGGCCUUUUUGAAAAAGGAGUGCCGUGAAAGAAACAGUUGCGUAAUAUAUGCAACCCACAUCUUCGAUGGAUUGGGAAAGAAUUGGUGUGAUAGAGUAAUCCAUCUCAAAGAGGGGAGAAAGGCUGACGACGUGGACAUUGCCGAUAUCACAUUCACCAAUGAACUGAAGGAAGUUGAAAUUGCUCGUGAUUCUCGGAAUAUCAUCACCAAGAUAAAAGUUGCAUUGGCAGAGUCGUUGCAUCCUCUAGUAUUACGUUGGCUCAAGGAUGACUUGGAAGAACGAGGAUCUCGAGAUGAGGAAAAGGAGAGAUUGGCUCGGAAAUUGAAUGACUGGAACAAUGCUAGAGACGGUCAUUAUUUUAGCGACUCCAGACUCUCUGACUAUUUCAAAGGAACAAGAGGAAAGCCGGGUCAAAAUUAA
Molecule: messenger RNA, 969 nt
Organism: Clavispora lusitaniae ATCC 42720
Lineage: Eukaryota; Fungi; Ascomycota; Pichiomycetes; Serinales; Metschnikowiaceae
Gene: CAF16
Product: putative ATP-binding cassette family ATPase
Molecular function (GO): ATP binding; ATP hydrolysis activity
Source: RefSeq, a predicted model, not a curated record